CCGCCCAAAGGCAAGGAUUCAUCGAAGCAUUCGAAUAUGGUGAUAGUAGAGGCAGAAUUACCAAGCGGUUUCGUUGUCAAUGCAGAAGUGCUAAAUAGACUUAAGUCAACUCUACCGAUUCUCAAGCGCAUCGAAACGAAAAACGCUGACACUGUGGCCGUUUUCUAUUUUGAUCAUCUCUCCUCCGAACCAGCUACAUUUAAAAUUGAUGGCUUCCGAGAGCAUAUUGUUGAGGACCAAAAACCAGCGUCCAUUGUGGUUUACGAUUAUUAUGAUAAUGCUUUGAGUGCGCGUGAAUUUUACUCUUUGCCGGUUAGGAUGGAGGUUGAUGCCUAAAAGUGUGUGAAUCACAUGAAAUUUACCUCAAUUUAUCUCAAAAACCGCACAAAUACUAAUUAAUCAUAAUAAAACCAAAAUAAUAGACUAAUUUAGAUAUUCUUUUUUAGAAAGAAAAUUUUUUUGUGUGACAAUAAUGUCUUACAGCUCAUGCUUUUUACAAAUGUUAAAUAUUAAAGAUUUAGAAAAAAAAUAA
Molecule: messenger RNA, 532 nt
Organism: Contarinia nasturtii (swede midge)
Lineage: Eukaryota; Metazoa; Arthropoda; Insecta; Diptera; Cecidomyiidae
Product: alpha-2-macroglobulin-like
Exons: 2
Coding region: 37-336 (99 amino acids)
Cellular component (GO): extracellular region
Source: RefSeq, a predicted model, not a curated record